Messenger RNA from Phascolarctos cinereus (koala), 4021 nucleotides. RefSeq names its product EF-hand domain family member B (gene EFHB). Gene Ontology annotation, molecular function: calcium ion binding. The record is from RefSeq and is a predicted model, not a curated record. Lineage: Eukaryota; Metazoa; Chordata; Mammalia; Diprotodontia; Phascolarctidae.
GCCAUUUCGUGCGCCCCGGGAUUGGAGGGCAGUGAGUUCAUAUCCCUAGACCCGAGGCUGCGGUCAUGGAGCCCCAAUCAGACUCCGGUCCCUCGGCGGAGAUGGGAAGCCCCAGGGCGAUGGAGGUCUCAGAGGUCUUGAAUAACCCCAAGGGAAUAAGGACAGCUCUUAGCCCAGAGAAAGGCUUGACGGUGGGGUCGGUCAAUCCCCCACGGCUGCCCGCACUGAAGAUCUCGCCUCCCCCGUGCCCGAAGGCCCAGUUUGUGCAGUCUUCGAAAUGCUGCCUGGAGGGGGAUAACUUGCCUUACGUGGAGAAAGGCGGGGGCCAGUGCAGGGAGCUGCGCCCCAUGGGGCUUCUCUGCACCAAGGGCACAAGCCUCCUGAGUGACAUGCAGCCCCCGAUGGAGACAGAUGCUGCCCUGGGCAUGAGGAGUGGUUUGGGAUUAUCAACCCGGCCCCCCACGGCCAGGGACAUCGAGAGGGACCCGAGGGAUCUGGAGAAAAUGCAGGAGAAGCUGGCCAGGCAAGCCCCCUUUUGUCCGAAGCCCGACAUGGGGUUAGUGAGUGAGCUCUCAGCGAAGAUCUCUUGCCCUGAGAACUUGGGAGCCUCUGAGGAGGAGGAGCCCCCAGUCGGCUCGGAGAUUGGCUUGCCCAGUAGGGUGAUGCGUAACUUGGAACCCGAGAGCGAGGACCCGGUAGGGCUGGUGAUAAAACCACCAGCAUACAUCUUCAAGACGAAGCCCGAAGAACCUCCCAAGCUUCCGAAGGAUUUGGAACCGGGAGUGGAGCCUCCAGAUAAUAUCAGACCCAUUUAUCGUGGGAAAUUUUUUGACCGUAAUCCUAGCUGGCCAUGUGCAGGGAAGCUUAUUCCAAUUGGAUACAGAGCUGAAACCUGUUUGACUGAAAAAUGGCCUCCACCUUUGACUCCACCCACUGAGAGAAAGUUUUAUAAAGCCAGAUAUCCUGAUCCUGGUACUGAACGGAUAUUUUAUGGCAGAGCAAAUGAUCCAGAUGUUUCUCAUUUGACACAUGGUAAAAAAAGCGAUAAAUCACUCAAGGUAGGUCCAUUGGUCAAUCCACCUCCUAUUUCUACAUUUCUACAAAGAUUUAAGGAAAGGAAAGAAUCACUCUAUUUCAGUAAUCGGAGAGCGCCAUUAGGGAGGUCCCACGAUCAAACGCAAAAUUUACCUGAAUGUAUUGAUACAGUUAAUACAACAUUUGGAGUACCAACCUUCAGAGAGAUCAAUGCCAGAGACAUAGUGAAUCCACCAAAAUCCUUUGAACAGGUAUUUGAAGAAGCAAAUCAAGGACAUGAGCUGUACGUUGUCUCCCACAAUGAUUAUUAUGUAGGGGAAAUGAAGAAUAGGAAAUAUAACCCAGCAAGCUUUUAUAGAUUUCAAACUUAUGGAGGGGAAACGCCACAUUUUAACGAUGGUCGAACUAUGGCAAAAUCUUUUCAUUGGCUCCACGAGCUACAAAUGAAAAAAGGCAGUAAAAUAGUUUCCAAAAGAGUCGAUGACUUCAAUGAAAAGUUUCAACACAAACUUGGAAAAGUCUGGGAUCCCAUUGCAGAAACAAUGAAUGUUCCACCAGAUCACACAUUUGGAAUAUUUCUGCGUCCAGAUGAAUACGGAGCUGGCGACCUCAUUUACAAUCGACUGCCAGGCCAGUACCUUCAUGGCAAGGAUAGGGAGCGAGCCGUCUUUGCUGCACUUCGUCAGCAUCUGAAGAAAGUGAACUAUCACAACUUUGACACUUUGCUGGAGGCGUUCCGGCAUUUUGACAAGAAAGGAGAUGGGUUGAUAGACAAACAAGAGCUCCAGAGAGCCUGUUCUCAGAUGAACCUAGAACUAGAUGAGGUGCUUCUGGAUGAACUGUUGGAUUAUUGUGAUCUGGAUAAGGACGGCAAAAUUAACUACCAAGAAUUCACCAAUUUUCUGAACUGGAAAGACAAACUACCCAUUAAGGAAUUUGAAGAAAAGAUCCUCAUCCGAGGGAAAAAAAUGUCAGAAGAUCCUCAGUGCCUCCUUAUUACUGGUACAGAAUUAGAGGGCCAGGUCUCUCCUCUGAUCAAACCUGAAGAUAUUGUACAAGAAGAACCUGGGAAACCAAUGAAAACUCCUCUGACUCUCUCACGACCAACAGAUAAAGUAUUUGCUGAUUAUAAAACAUCAUCUUCUCAGAUUAAUUCAGUUGUAGGAGGCAUUUCUCCAAUGAGUAUUCCCAUGUGUGGUGUCCCGACGAUUCGUUCUGACAUAGCUUCCCCUCGUUACCGACGAGUUAGCGACAGAACCAAUUAUGGUGAUUCGGGUACUGCCUAUACAUUGCUAUACCCAUCCAUCUUCAGUGAAAAGGGAGUGUUUGAAAAAGACUUCUUUAAGGCUAGAACAAAAGAUGAGAUUGCCCAGAUACUACGGAAUAUUGGUGUCAACCUUACUGAUGAGAACUUUGAAUGUGUGUGGAAUUUGGCUUCUAAGAAACAUCACAAGGGAGAAGUUUGUGUGGAGUCUGUGAGAAAUGUCCUGGAUGAAAUGCAGCAUGCCAAAAGAAUCAGAAGGAAUCAAGUAUAAUGAGUCUUGUGAUUUUUGUGGAGUUUGUUCCUUUCUGAAAAGGAAUGAGCCUUAACAUGUUACUUUGAACAUUUACUUUCAUAUACAUUCAGAUUUAUUCUAGUAGUAGAUAUCAUAUUCUAAUUCUGUAAUCACUGUGGGUGAUCUCAUAUGCUACCUAUUGCUAAUAAAUUAGAUCAUUUUAGCUUCCAAAUUUUUCCUUAUAACUCAUAUUUCUAAGCAUAUAUUUUAAAGGCAUGUCUUUUUUCACCUAUAAUUAAAAAAAAUUGUUUUCAAUUAGCAAACGUUUAUUUUCUCCUCAUCCUGCCUCUGACACUAACUACUCAUGUAACCUUGGACAAGUAACUAUACUUCCCUGGGCCUUGGUUUCUUGAACAUGGAAUCCCUGGCUUCCCUCAAAACUUAGCUUAAACCAGACCAUCUCCCUGUUGGUAAUCUACUAUCCAAAGCCUACAUUGAUUACAUCAGACAGUUCCUGUGUGUGCUGUUAUUCUCAGGAAGUCCAGUUCCAGCUGUCCUGGUCCUCUGUGAUGGGUUGCUCCCACCAGAUAUUCAGAGACUAACAGGCUGCUAUGGUCUCUUAGGAAGCCUUCUCUGUGUCUCCUCCAGUUGUACUCACUCCAUGCUGGUGUUCAUCGCUGAUCUGUUCUGGCUCUCCUGCUAUCCUUUCUCAGAUGUUAAGGAUACUCAGUUCUCUCUGGACACUAGAUACUAAUAGAGGAGGCCUAAGAGUUAUUAUUCUGGUCUGGGCUUCCUCACAGCUCAUACAUGUGCCAGACCUGGAGUUUCCCCUGAUUGAGGUUUGUCCCUUCUGUACACGUGUAUACAAAUCACCCAAAUCAAGGUCAUCAAUUUCAAAUCUGGAGAGACCUAGUCCAGUCUCAUUUUAUAGAUGAAGAAGCUGAGGCACAUUAUAUUUAAUUUUGGAAGUUGAUAGUGACUGGAGCUCACUGAAUAGGGUGAUGAUAUGGGCAGGCCUAUGCUUUAGAAAAAUUAUCUUGGCAGCUGAGGGGAGGAUGGUUUGGAGUGGAGAGAGAUGAGACAGGGAGAUCAACUAGAAGACAUUUGCAAUAGUUCAGGCAAGAGGUGAUAAGGACCAGAACUAGAGUUGUGGUAGUGUGAGUGGAGAGAAGGGGAUAUAUCAGAAAUGUAAAAAUAUAAACUUUCAUACCAAGAUUUGGUAAGAGAUUGCAUAUUUGGUGUGAGUGAAACUAGAGAGUCAUGGAUAAUAUCAAGUUUGUAAGUCUAGAAUGAUGGAGAAUGGUGGUAUCCUCAAAAGUAAUAGAAAAGUUUGGAAAGGGGGAUGCUUUGGGGAUAAAGAUAAUGAGCUCCAUUUUGGACACAUUGAGUUGGAGAUGCUUAUGGGGAUCCAACUUGAGAUGUCCAAGAGCCUAUUGGAGAUGUGUGAUUUUAUUUUAGCAGAGGUUUUAGGGCUGGAUACACACACAUAU